AUGUCUUCUCAACUCGCCCCCUACAAGCAAGAAUUCUUGCAGGCUGCCAUCGCUGGCGAGAUCCUCAAGUUUGGCAGCUUCGAGCUCAAGUCAAAGCGCAUCUCACCCUACUUCUUCAACGCCGGCCUCUUCCACACUGCCCGUCUCGCCGGUGCCAUUGCUACUGCUUUCGCCAAGUCCAUCUCUGAGGCUCAGCAAGAGACCGGCCUUGACUUCGACAUCAUCUUUGGUCCCGCUUACAAGGGCAUUCCUCUUGCUUCCUCCAUCGCUGUCAAGCUCGGCGAGAUCGCCCCUGAGAACCUCGACCGUGUUUCUUACUCUUUCGAUCGCAAGGAAGCCAAGGAUCACGGUGAGGGUGGCAACAUUGUCGGUGCGCCUCUGAAGGGAAAGAAGAUCCUCAUUGUUGACGAUGUCAUCACUGCUGGAACUGCCAAGCGUGAGGCCAUCGACAAGAUCCGAAAGGAGGGCGGUAUCGUUGUCGGUAUUGUCGUUGCCCUCGACCGCAUGGAGAAGCUCCCUGCUACCGAUGGCGAUGAGUCCAAGCCUGGUCCCAGUGCCAUUGGCGAGUUGCGAAAGGAGUAUGGCAUUCCAAUCUUCGCUAUCCUGACCCUCGAUGAUAUCAUUGCUGGUAUGAAGAGCUUUGCUUCAGAGGAUGACAUCAAGCGAACUGAGGAGUACCGUCUCAAGUACAAGGCCAGUGACUGA
Messenger RNA from Fusarium musae, 705 nucleotides. It is a transcript of the gene URA5, whose product is annotated as orotate phosphoribosyltransferase. Gene Ontology annotation, cellular component: cytoplasm. Gene Ontology annotation, biological process: pyrimidine ribonucleoside biosynthetic process; 'de novo' pyrimidine nucleobase biosynthetic process; pyrimidine nucleotide biosynthetic process. NCBI's taxonomy places the organism in Eukaryota, Fungi, Ascomycota, Sordariomycetes, Hypocreales, Nectriaceae. Gene Ontology annotation, molecular function: orotate phosphoribosyltransferase activity. The record is from RefSeq and is a predicted model, not a curated record. The coding region runs from base 1 to 705 and encodes 234 amino acids. The transcript has a single exon.